This is a messenger RNA of Macrosiphum euphorbiae (potato aphid), 453 nucleotides long. The record is from the annotation of a GenBank genome assembly. Lineage: Eukaryota; Metazoa; Arthropoda; Insecta; Hemiptera; Aphididae.
AUGGGGGAAGUUGCAAAUUUCGAAACCGGUGUUGCAAAUUGUUGCAAAUCAGUUGCAAAAUAUUGGCACUGGUUUGAAGUCGAUAUCUCAAAGUGGGGGUGCUGCGUGAAGUUGGCGCCCCCAUCGGGAAAUCGGAUUUCCCGGAGAAUGGGCGAAGUUGCAAAUUUCAAAACCAGUGUUGCAAAUUGUUGCAAAUCAGUUGCAAAAUAUUGGCACUGGUUUGAAGUCGAUAUCUCAAAGUGGGGGUGCUGCGUGAAGUUGGCGCCCCCAUCGGGAAAUCGGAUUUCCCGGAGAAUGGGCGAAGUUGCAAAUUUCAAAAUCGGUGUUGCAAAUUGUUGCAAAUCAGUUGCAAAAUAUUGGCACUGGUUUGAAGUCGAUAUCUCAAUGUGGGGGUGCCAACUUCACGGACGUCCAACGGCAUCAAAUUAUCAUACCAUAUUCGUGUCAUUUUGA